Molecule: messenger RNA, 360 nt
Organism: Macrosiphum euphorbiae (potato aphid)
Lineage: Eukaryota; Metazoa; Arthropoda; Insecta; Hemiptera; Aphididae
Source: the annotation of a GenBank genome assembly
AUGGACUGGAGUGUGGAAAACCAUGAUGAAACCCCUUCAGCAUUCCUAACACAUGAUAACACUGAACAAAACCUAAUUGAACCAUCGACAUACAGUUUGUUAAAAAGACCUCUAUCUGACACGAAUACUCCAAAAUCUCCGAACUCACCAACAAUAUCUGGAGACAAAAUGCCUAUCCCUCAACCUGACAAGAAAAAACCUAAAAUUAAAUCGAGAUCCAAUUCACUCACAUCCUUGGAGGAUAACAAAAUAGAUUCUAUGCUCAAGCCAGCUGUCGCCUUUUUUGCCAACAGCGAGAACACCUCAAUUACAAUGGAACAAUUUAAAUUUUUCUUGGAAAACAUUGGAAAUACAAAAUAA